GGAUAAUCAAAACUAAAAUCCUUCGACAACAGAGAAACCAUUUCUUAAACCCCAGUGUAGCUGAAAAUGCUCCGCCCAAUCGCCGCCGCCUCCACCACCGCCGUGCCCUCUUCCCCUCUCCUCCAAUUCACCUCCGUAAGAUCUACAUACCUCCAAAAUCCCUUCAAAUUGAACCACCCAACAAACAGAAUCCUAAAAAAACCAUCCACCUUAUCAAAUUUAACCCUAACAAAAACCCGCAGCAGCAGCAGCAGUUCCCAAUUAACCACCCAUUCCGAGAAACCCUCCGACAGCGAUUGGGAAUUUCCGGACGAAGUAAUCGGAGAAGAAGAUGGAGAUGAAGACGAGGGCAGCCCCUGGGAAGGCGCGAUUUUGUACAGGCGAAACGCCGCCGUUUCGCAUUUGGAGUACUGCACUACUCUCGAGAGGCUAGGGUUAGGAAAGGUAUCCUCGGAAUUCUCGAAGAACCGGGCUUCGGAGAUGGGGUUGCGCGUGGUGAAAUCCGUGAAGGAUUUUCCCGACGGAACUCCGGUGUUGAUUUCCGCAGAUGUUACUCGGAGGAAGCAGAAAUUGAGGCUCGACGGAAUUGUUCGAACUGUCAUUUCUCUUAAUUGCAACAGGUGUGGCGAACCAGCUGCGCAGAGUAUCUACUCCGAUUUCUCACUUUUACUGUGUGAAGAACCCCUCCAAGAAUCCGAAACCAUAAACUUGGGUACAAUUUUUGGAGACGAGAAAUUAAAAACCGUCGAAGCAGAAGACAGUGAUGAUAGCUUAAUCGAUUUAGACGAUCAGUUAUAUUUUCCUCCAGACGAAAAAGUGGUCGAUAUUUCGAAGAAUAUAAGAGACCUUAUACAUGUGGAGAUCACCAUUACAGCUGUGUGUGGUCCUAAUUGCAGAGGAUUAUGCCUCGAUUGCGGCGCUAAUCUCAACAUUAGUAAGUGUAUCUGCGGGAAGAAGAAGGUUCAGGAAAAAGGCUACGGUGGGCCCCUCCGAGAUUUGAGAGAGCAAAUGCAGCAAACAUAAAUUUCACUUUUUUUUUUUUUUUUUUUUUUUAAUUUUUAUUUUAAUAAUAAAAAAACAAUUAUUUGAGAAAUUUAUUUUUGUUGUAAAUAUUUUUAUUUUUAAGGAAUGGGAAAUGAAUCUGCAGGUUUGAGAGUGAUGAAUUUGCAUGCA
This is a messenger RNA of Erythranthe guttata (spotted monkey flower), 1173 nucleotides long. Its product is annotated as large ribosomal RNA subunit accumulation protein YCED homolog 1, chloroplastic. Lineage: Eukaryota; Viridiplantae; Streptophyta; Magnoliopsida; Lamiales; Phrymaceae. The record is from RefSeq and is a predicted model, not a curated record.